This is a messenger RNA of Gloeophyllum trabeum ATCC 11539, 696 nucleotides long. RefSeq lists its product as uncharacterized. The coding region runs from base 1 to 696 and encodes 231 amino acids. Lineage: Eukaryota; Fungi; Basidiomycota; Agaricomycetes; Gloeophyllales; Gloeophyllaceae. The transcript is spliced from 4 exons. The record is from RefSeq and is a predicted model, not a curated record.
AUGAGUCGUUUAGCUUCGUUCAAGGGGCCGUCGACACCGACGUCGUCGCCGGUGCGCGUGAAACAAGCACCUUCAUCUCCCGGUCAAUCUCCGUCCAAACCGUCCGAAUCACCCUACCACCGCAAAGUCAGGACCCUUAUGCUCGAAUUACGGACGUGUGCGACCACCUGGGACAACAUCGCUCUGAUUGAUGGUCUCAAGGCUGCGAGCUCGCUGGUAGAUGCUAGGACGGAACUCGACAAUACCCUUGGUCUGUUCCCACCGGGUAAACAACCGACCUACCACGUCGUUGAACCCAAGAUAACCUUAAUGGAGUCCCGGAUCGCAGACUUGGACAAGGUCAUCCUCAGGCUAAAGAAACAACUCCACAAAAUGAACGUUAUCAUUGAAAAUCUCGAGGCCAUUCUGUUUGAUGCCCACAAAGUGCGUGGCUGGCAAUGGGCUACCGAGGAACCGCUCUGGAUGACAUGGCCAUUGGAAAGAUUUGUCUCGUCUGCUUCACAAAUACUGGUUCCUUACCGGCGUUCUCUGGAGAUGCAUAUAGACAUCGUCAAUACCCUCCGGUCGCAUUCAGUCCCAUUCGAGACAUCACGUUCAGCGAUCGCAGAUUGGGCUGCUCAACCGCACCUCGAUGAGGAAGGCUGGGACGCAAGAUGGGAAGAACUUUGCUCCGUCGAGAUAGACGGAUGGGAUUAA